UGAUUGUUGGGCUGGAGUUGGAAAGUAUAAAACAGGCAGAUUGUCACUUCUGCCUUUACCUUCGCUGUCUGUCACCAUGUCUUUCUCUGGAAAAUACCAGCUGGAGUCUCAGGAGAACUUUGAGCCUUUCAUGAAGGCUAUUGGUCUUCCUGAUGAACUCAUCCAGAAAGGCAAAGACAUCAAGAGUAUCUCUGAGAUUGAGGAGGAUGGUGACAACUUCAAAGUGACGGUCACUACUGGCACUAAGGUCCUCGUCAACACUUUCACCCUUGGAAAGGAGUCAGAGCUGGAGACACUCACUGGAGAGAAGGUCAAGGGGGUGGUUCAGCGUGAUGGCAACAAGCUGAAGGUCUCCCUAAAGGGAAUUGAGUCUGUCACAGAACUGGUGGAUGGGAACACAAUUGUUAAUACCAUGACUCUUGGUGGCAUUGUAUACAAGAGGACCAGCAAACGCAUGUAAAUGUCUACACUUGGGAUAAUAAAAAACAUGAAAGGCA
This is a messenger RNA of Larimichthys crocea (large yellow croaker), 497 nucleotides long. RefSeq names its product fatty acid-binding protein, liver-type. Lineage: Eukaryota; Metazoa; Chordata; Actinopteri; Sciaenidae. The transcript is spliced from 4 exons. The coding region runs from base 77 to 460 and encodes 127 amino acids. Gene Ontology annotation, molecular function: lipid binding. The record is from RefSeq and is a predicted model, not a curated record.